GUUUGAUUCAGGAAACCAUGGAAAUGAUGUCGCAAAUUCGUAGUCAUAAUCAAGCCUUACAUACUCUAAUGAAUGCCAUCGGUGUAGCCACGCUUCCUGUUCAACCACCCUCGCGUUCAAAGCGAGCCGCAAGACGAGAAACCAAUCGUCUAUGGCCUAAUGGAGUUAUGCCAAUCCGGAUCGCUGGUUCUGGAUUUACAAGCUCACACAGGAGACACAUCCAGCAAGCUAUGAACCGUAUUUCAGAAGCAACCUGUGUAUGUUUCCGGACGAUAGGCAAUAAAGAGGUUAACAGAGGGAUACGUCACGUGCGGAUCGUUAACGGAAACGGCUGUGGUUCAUUCGUCGGGGUAUCGUCAAGGUCUCGAGGAAGGGAGAGAUCUCAGGACCUGAAACUUAAGGCCGGUUGUAGAACAUUUCGAGUGGCCACGCACGAGCUCCUACAUACAUUAGGAUUGUACCACGAGCAAUCUAGACCGGACAGAGAUAAGUAUGUGAGAGUGAAUUUUAAAAACGUUCGAAGUGAAAAUACACACAAUUUCAACCGAUUCAGCGACUUGACCAUCGACUCUAGAGGUGUUCCGUAUGACUACGAGAGUAUAAUGCAUUACAGCAAUAGGGCAUUUGGUAAAGGCAAAUCUAUAACUCUUGAACCAAUUCCGAAAGAAAAUCGACAGAAAUAUUUGAACACAAUCGGAAAGGCAACAGAGAUGAGCAAAGGCGAUAUAGAAAUACUCCGGAAGAUGUAUAAAUGUCCUUCGGAACCCUCCACGACGCCAUCUUGUGCUGACUAUCCUUACAGAUUUUAAGUUCGAUAAAACAGAAAGGAACCUCUCCAACGCCGACCAUACAGAUUAAAGAUAUGCGUUUUCGAUUUAACGUUUUACUUCUUUUGCUAUCUGAAACUUUCCUUAACUUACUUCCGCAAAGAUACUAUUUUUAGAUUCCCGGCGUUCAAGUUCGAGGUCAUCGUCGGUACCCAUGUGAUCUGUCUUGACCAGCUCCGAUCGAUUAAUCAAUCAAAUGGGAGAAACAAAGAGAAGAGCCGACGAUGACUCCAGAUGGGCAUACAGUCACUAACAAUUAAUAAUAAACAAAAAG
Pecten maximus is the source of this 1101-nucleotide messenger RNA. Its product is annotated as low choriolytic enzyme-like. The record is from RefSeq and is a predicted model, not a curated record. Gene Ontology annotation, molecular function: metalloendopeptidase activity; zinc ion binding. NCBI's taxonomy places the organism in Eukaryota, Metazoa, Mollusca, Bivalvia, Pectinida, Pectinidae. Gene Ontology annotation, biological process: proteolysis. The transcript is spliced from 5 exons. The coding region runs from base 18 to 809 and encodes 263 amino acids.